Molecule: messenger RNA, 1578 nt
Organism: Wickerhamiella sorbophila
Lineage: Eukaryota; Fungi; Ascomycota; Dipodascomycetes; Dipodascales; Trichomonascaceae
Exons: 2
Coding region: 1-1578 (525 amino acids)
Source: RefSeq, a predicted model, not a curated record
AUGGUCAUGGAACUGUUAGUGACUGAUGUUGGCAGAGUGCUAUUAGACGACAAUGUGGGGACAGAUGCACUGCUUGGAAUUGUCGAGGAGCUGUUGGUGAAUGAUGUUGGAAGAGAGGUGUUUGAGAGCCCUGGUGCAUUUGAUGACAAUACAGGGGACAAGGAGCUGCUCGUGAUUAUUAGUGAGCUGUUUGUGAAUGAUGUUGGCAGGGAGCUCGAUGAGCUGCUCGAGAUUAUCGUGGAACUGUUUGUGAAUGAUGUUGGCAGAGAGGUGUUUGAGCGCACUGAUGCGUUUGACGACAGUGUGGGGAGCGAUGUACUGCUUAAAAUUGCCGUCGAACUAUUCGUAAAUGAUGUUGACAGAGGGGCGUUUGACGACAAAUUGUGGAGCGAUGCACUGCUCGGAAUUGUCGCGGACCUGUUAUUGAACGAUGUUCGCAGAGAGCUAUUUGACGACAGUGUGGGGAGGGAUGAGCUGCCUGAAAUUGUCGCGGAGCUGUUAGUGAAUGAUGUUUGCAGAGAGGUGUUUGACGACAGUGUUGGGAGCGAUGCACUGCUUGGAACCAUAGCGGAGCUGUUAGUGGAUGUUGUCGACAGAGAGGUGUUUGAGGACAAUGUCGGAUGCGAUUCACUGCUUCGAAUUGUCGCGGAGCUGUUAGUGAAUGAUGUUGGCGAGGAUGUGUUUGAGGACAGUGUCGGGAGCACAUUACUUGAAAUUGUUGCAGAACUGUUAGUCAAUGAUGUUGGCAAUGACGUGUUUGUGACAAUCGAGGACAUUUUCGAUGAUGACACCAGUGAAGAGCUGUUCAGUCUCAUUGAUGAAUUGGUAAAUGACGUACUGCUCGAGGAACCACUUGCAAUAUUUGUAGAUGCUUUCAUCAUAACUGAGGAGGAGUUCACUGAUGUAAUUCUCAGUGAGCUACUCAGGCUGAUCGAUGUGUUUGCAAAUGUCGUCGGAGACGAUACAUUGGAAGAUAACUUUGCUGAUACACUCGAAGAGAAUGUUGAGAUAGAUGUAUUUGAUCCCACAGCAGACGUGCUGGCGGACAGAUCUGAAGCCGAGGUGAUAACAAGAACAGAACUGUUACCAUUUGUUGUAGUGAUAGAGACAGUUGAAUGUGAUGAAGCAAGUAUACUGCUUGCGUUGAUUGAAGAUGUAUCGUUCAGGGUGGCACUUAAUGAGCUUAACUGCGUCUUCGAACUAUUGGUGAGCAUAGAUGUGCUCACACUAAAAAUAGAGAGAGAAGCAUUCUUAGAUGAGCGAUCGGGAUUUGCACUUGAAGAUGACACACUUGUCACGGUUGUUAAACCUGAACUUCGCCUAAAAGAAUUUGUCGUGGAAACCAAGGUCGAUGAGUUCAAAGGAGCAGAGGAGAAACUUAUUGACUGUGUUGAGCUCGAUAUGGCUGUUGAAUUCGAAGUGUCAGUUGGUGUCAAAGACACUGAGGAAUUAACAAUAGGCGAGCUUGCCUUACUGACUGUCGAAGUGCCGUUCAAUACAAAAGAGUUUGAUGGCUCACUGGAGACGGUUGGGGUGAUCGGAAGGGAGGUGUUACUGGACAGUCUCAGUGAACUGUGA